AUGGGGAAUUGCAGCCUUAAUAGCAUUUGUUUCUUGGUGUUCUGUACAAGUCUUCUCAUCCUGACAAGCAGCCACAGUUACCCUGAUGUUGUUGCCUUGUUUGUCUUUGGAGAUUCCUUGUAUGAUGUUGGGAAUAAUAAUUACCUCAAGAAUGCUACUGUUCGGCUAAAUAUAACGCCAUAUGGAGAGACUUUUUUCAAGCAUCCUACAGGAAGGGCUUCUGAUGGUCGAUUAAUUCCAGAUUUUAUUGCUGAGUUUGCAAAGCUGCCAUUAAUUCCGCCAUAUUUACAAGCCGGCGGCAACCAUCAAUUCAGAAAUGGAGUGAACUUUGCAUCAGGAGGAGCUGGUGCUCUUGUUGAAACUAAUCAAGGACUGGUGAUGGACCUUAAAACUCAACUAAGCAAUUUCAAGAAUCUGGAGAAGCAGCUAAGGCAAAAACUAGGAGCUUCAGAAGUUAAGACAUUGUUAUCUACAGCUGUUUACAUGUUCAGCAUUGGAACUAAUGACUACCUGUCACCUAUCUUCACAAACUCAACUGUUCUUCAAUCCUAUUCUAGAGAAGAGAGAGUAAAGAUGGUUAUCGGCAACAUAACAACCGUGAUCCAAGAAGUAUAUAAGAUUGGGGGAAGGAAAUUUGGAAUAUCAAAUUUGAUUGCGUUAGGCUGUGUACCGGUCAUGAGAGCUCUAAAAUUGGCCACCGCAGGUGGCUCCGGCUGCUUGGAUGAAGCUACGGUGCUUGCAAAACUACACAAUAAAGGAAUCCCUAAAGCUUUCAAGGAGCUUGAGAGUCAACUAAAAGGAUUUACAUAUUCAAUUUUUGAUGCCUACAAAGCAGCAAAUGAAAGAUUGAAUAACCCUUCAAAAUAUGGUUUCAAAGAGGUGAAAAUGGCAUGUUGUGGCAGUGGUCCAUAUAGAGGCUCCUUUACUUGUGGCAGAAAAGGAUACCAAUUGUGUGAUGAUGUUAGCCAAUAUAUCUUCUUUGAUGCAAUUCAUCCAACCGAGAAGGCCAACUACCAAUACGCAAAUCUAAAGUGGAAUGGAAGUACUAAAAUCAUCAAACCUCACAACCUUAAAUCACUGUUUGAGAAAUAG
This is a messenger RNA of Dovyalis caffra, 1092 nucleotides long. NCBI's taxonomy places the organism in Eukaryota, Viridiplantae, Streptophyta, Magnoliopsida, Malpighiales, Salicaceae. The record is from the annotation of a GenBank genome assembly.